AUGAAUGACACGAUUAUUUAUGAUGAUGAGGAUUUAUGUGCAGUGGAAACAAAUGAUCGACGAUUUUAUAUGGCCGUAGCCGGUACCGUACUCUCGUUCGUCUCACUAUUUUGUAAUUUGCUCAUCGCUAAGGUGCUCUUCUCGUCAAAGCAUGCACAUUUCUUCUUUCUCGCCUUACUAGCCGUAAGCGAUAGUUUUCUCUCGUUUAUGUAUGGUCCAGUGAUUGCGUUGGAUAUUAUUAAGGACAGAUUACAGAUUCUCUGGCUUACUCGGCUGUACUGGUGGUAUGUGGGACCUUUAUUGUCGUUAUGUCAGGUUUCGAUGACAUUUUCCUGUUAUCUGAUCAUAUUGGGGACAAUCGAACGAUAUUUGAUCACGCAACGAUCGGAAUGUCUGAAACGAUUCCGACAAAGUCGUGGAUUGCUCGCUUUUUUCAUGUUUUUGCUGUCACUUUUACUUCGUGGCACACUUGUGUUUGAAAUUCAGUUGGAUCGAAAUGGUGACUGUACUGGAAUUUCGGAAUAUAUCCCUGGACUCACGGAUAUUGUGCAUACAGUAUGGUAUGGUACUGUAUUUCGAUUUUACAUUAGAAAUAUUAUGACUGUAUUCUUGCCAUUUUUCCUGCUGGCAUAUCUGAACUAUCGAAUAGUUCGAACAUUGCGAGAUCAACAACGAUCGGCGGAAAUGUUUCGAUUUUCUAGCGACCAUAAGAGUAAAAUACGAUCAGCAACACGGCUGUUAGUAUUGAUCGUAUGCUCAUAUUUACUUGCAAACGUUCUGAACGUUCUGAUCACUCUAUGGGAAUAUGUUGCGUUUCAAUCGACUCAAACACAAGAAGCUUAUGUGAUUUACGAAGCAUGUACGGAUGUGAUUUCAGUACUUUAUGUACUUGUAUGUGCUACAAGAUUAUUGGUUUACAUUACAUGCAACAAGGAAAUUCGUGACGCUAUGACUCAACAACUUUGUCCGACCUAUUCCUCUAAAACACUGAAAUACACAAAACCACUUGAUGUCGAUCAGCCGAACCGUCAAGUGGGCACCGAGCUGGAUGCGGUUGCGAUUGCUAUCGCUCGCCGUCUGGUAUUCUCGGAUUCUCCGUACGGUGAUGAUGGUGAUGAUCCUGAAAGUCCCCUACAGGCUAUCGUCUACGCUAAUGAUCACGCACGUGAUAGUGAAAUUUUGUGA
Necator americanus (New World hookworm) is the source of this 1185-nucleotide messenger RNA. RefSeq lists its product as uncharacterized. The transcript has 10 exons. NCBI's taxonomy places the organism in Eukaryota, Metazoa, Nematoda, Chromadorea, Rhabditida, Ancylostomatidae. The record is from RefSeq and is a predicted model, not a curated record. Bases 1 to 1185 code for a protein of 394 amino acids. Gene Ontology annotation, cellular component: membrane.